AUGUUCAGCGCUGCUGGGCAAGUGCCGCUGCCAGCUGAGCCGCCGCUGCCGCUCUUCUCGACGCAGGAGAUCCGCCUGCGCAAGGCGCGCGACGCCAACACGCUCCUGUUCUUCGUGCCGACGCACUCGAGCUUGUUGCUGUCGCUGCGGCGUCCCGUGAGCCACGCGUCCGUCGCGCGAGACGCGCGUUGCCUGCGCUUGCUCCAGACCGUAGCGCUCGUGCCCAGUUGCAAGUGGAACAAAGCGCUUGCAACGGUCACAACGGCGCUCGAGCUGCCAGUGUGUCCGCGGGUCAAGCGCCACUUGGAGGAGACGCUGGGCCCUUUGAUCGCAAAGCUACGGCAGGAGAGCAGUGGCCGUCCGUUGAUUUGUCUGCAACUGAAGGCAGCAGUGGCCGAGUGUUUGCGGUGGUGGAUGGACGACCCGGUCGAAGGCUUUGUACUGAGGAAGGAACAGGUUGUGCAUGGCAUGAGACUGGACGAUCUCGUGGCGACACCGGCAGGCGACGGGUAUCUCCGAGGCUAUCGCUGCGAAGACGGCUUCUGCACGGUCGUCUACCCGUGGGGGCACGGGUUUGUGCACGUGGAAAAGGUGGAGAAGGUCGAGCAAGCAGUCGAGACACGACGACUGAAGAAGAAGCGCGUGUUCAACGAACGUGUUGCACUCGAGCAUGAGCAGCUUUACGAGCAGAUUGAAGGGUUGUUGGCGAAUCGGCCGUCGCCAGUGCUCGAGGAACAAGAGUCGACAAGGGAAGCUGCAAUCGCCGCUCUUGGCGAACCGGCAGGAGAAGACGUUGCACAGUAUACGGAGCUGCUGGCAUCGUUGGAGGAGGGGCAUGUGGAUACGACGGUGUUGCGCGGAGAUCUGGGUCUGUUGCGCCGCGUGCAGGCUUUGGUGGACAAGGUGAAGGAAGUCCGCCGCUCACGGACGCCUCACGAGCCCGAGCACAAGCAAGUGCGAUCCGAUGACGACCCGGAUGUGUCGCCCGAAGACGAUCAGCAGGACCCUGGUCAGUCGGUGCAUGUGCAAGAACAGUCUGAGGGGAAUACGGAAUAA
This is a messenger RNA of Hyaloperonospora brassicae, 1056 nucleotides long. The record is from the annotation of a GenBank genome assembly. NCBI's taxonomy places the organism in Eukaryota, Oomycota, Peronosporomycetes, Peronosporales, Peronosporaceae.